Messenger RNA from Poeciliopsis prolifica (blackstripe livebearer), 1509 nucleotides. RefSeq lists its product as uncharacterized. The transcript has 6 exons. NCBI's taxonomy places the organism in Eukaryota, Metazoa, Chordata, Actinopteri, Cyprinodontiformes, Poeciliidae. The record is from RefSeq and is a predicted model, not a curated record. The coding region runs from base 151 to 1116 and encodes 321 amino acids.
CAUUUGGGCAGUCUUUCUCCUCCUUCUCCUCCUCCUCCUUCUCCUCCUCGUCCUUCUCCUUCUCCUCAUUCAGUGCGCACGCUGCUGAGCGCGUAAGAGCCGCUGCAGCGUUCCUCCUCUUACUAUCUGAUAAGAUCUCUGACUGGAAAUAUGUUUUUCACGGACAUAUUCUGCCAUCCUCUCUGGGCUGCCUUGUCCGCACUGCUGGCUCUCGUUGUGCGCUUGCAGCGCAGAGCCGUCUGGGACCCGCAAGCCUGCCCCACGCGCCUCCGGGGGAAGACCGCCAUAGUGACAGGGGCCAAUACAGGCAUUGGGAAGUUCAUCGCCUUGGACUUUGCACGGCGUGGGGCGCGGGUAAUCCUAGCAUGCCGAAGCGAGUCCCGUGGCACGGCCGCCCUGAAUGAAAUCAAGCAGACUACAGGAAACGCAGACGUCCACCUGCGCAUUGUGGACCUCUCAUCUAUGGACUCGGUCAGAGCGUUCGCAAAGAGGAUUCUCGAGGAGGAGAAAGCGCUGCACAUACUCGUGAACAAUGCGGCCGUAUCAGGUUUGCCCAGACAGAUGACCAAAGACGGGUUUGAGGCUUCCUUUGCCACCAACCAUUUAGGACCAUUUCUGCUCACGAAUCUGCUACUGGACCUCAUAAAGCGCUCGGCUCCGGCACGUAUUGUCACCGUCAGUUCGGUGAACCACAAGAGGGGUAAAGUGGACUUCUCUCACUUUCACGGCCAGAACCUCGUGUACCACAUGGAUCAAGUCUACAAUCACACCAAGCUGCAUAACAUCGUCUGCACCAAUGAGCUGGCAAGAAGGUUACAGGGCACAGGUGUCACGGCCAACUCCGUCCACCCCGGUGUUGUCAUGACGGAGGUGAUGCGACACUAUCCAUUCUGGCUCCGUUACCCUUUUAACCUCAUCGGUUUUUUCUUUUUUAAGUCACCAGAAGAGGGCGCUGUCAGCCCGAUCUACUGCGCAGUGUCCGAGGAGCUGGAAGGGGUGACCGGGAAGUACUUUGACAGCGACUGCUCCCUGGUGCUUCCUGCGCCUUUAGCUCGAGACGCCGCGCUCGCCGUCAAGGACUUUGACUUCUGCGAGAAGCUGACCUCGAAGCUCUAAAGCAGCAGCCUGACCGGGACUGAAAGCCAGACAAACUAAAAGUGAACUUUUUUGUUUUCCAUCAGUUUGUCCACCACUUCCUGCCAAAUGAACCGCCAUGUUUGUUUUAUUGAGACGUUAAGUGGCCCAGGUUUUCCACGAGGUCACCUUCUCGUGCCGUGACACCUUUUGGCACAUUUUUAAAACACAUCUCUCAAGAAUGACUCCAGAACCUCUAAGGCACGAUACAAUCACUUCCCUUUAUUCUUUUGAUUCAUUUAGACACAAUGAAACAUCGACAGCAUUCAGUGCUUUCCUUGACAAUUUACACGACUUUUCCUCCCUGCGGCGCCCGAGGCCUCGCUAUUUGUCUGCAGAGACACGGAUGUAAGAGAGGAAAGGUGGUCACACACA